GCGCUGUUGUGAUUCGCACGAACAGAGAGAGAGAGAGAGGCACAGCAGACUAGUAGCGUCGCAGCUUCUCUAGAGCGGAGAAGUCUGUUAGGGUGGCUCACGGCGACGUUUCAUAAAUUACUGGGUGCUGCUGCAAUUUAAGUUGGAAGUCCACGUGCACGGCGUAUGAAAUGCAUUUAGAGCGGUGGAUUUAAAGUCGUCCGUUGUAUUUCAAGUGCUGGCAGUCCGACCCUGGAUUCCUGAAGUGCGCGCAGCGGUCGUGAUCUCUGGGAAUUAUUAGUGAUUGUUCACUGGCUCGGGACUAUGGCGCUGAAAGCCAGAGCUUUGUACGACUUCAGCUCCGAGAACCCCGGUGAAAUAUCAGUGCAGGAGAAUGAAAUUGUGACUCUGUACAGCGAAACUGAUAUUGAGGGUUGGUUGGAGGGAAUGAAUGCCCGGGGAGAGAGGGGUCUCUUCCCGGCUUCUUACGUGGAGGUCCUCAGGAGCGAUCCGCACUCUGCUUUCAACAGCACAGGCACUACAGAUGGCUAUCCCGGCCCCCGGUACGCCAAUGUCCCUGGCGUCUCAGCGUACCCUAGUCUGCCCCAGCAGGACAGCUUCAGUCACACUCCCGCCUCCGGCUUCAUCACAUUCGCCACUCCGUCUCAUCAAGUACCCCUACAGCAGCAACAGCACCAACAACAGCAUAGCUCCCAGGUGAGCCAGGGAAGCGAUGACGACUGGGACGAUGACUGGGAUGACAACUCAACAGUGGCGGACGAACCCGGCGUGGUUAGCGGAGGGAGCUAUCCGGAUUACGACGGAAGCGGAGUCGGCAGAUAUCGCGUGUCCACCCGCUCGGACGCUUCGUCUGUGUCGCGGGGCUCUAACGCACAGCACGGCGCCAAAAGCUCGGCCACCGUGAGCCGCAACCUCAACCGCUUCUCUACCUUUGUCAAGUCCGGUGGCGAGGCGUUCAUUCUAGGAGAGGCAGCAGGUUUUGUGAAAGAUGGGGAUAAGAUCUGCGUGGUGAUGGGCCAGUAUGGCCCCGAGUGGCAGGAAAACCCUUACCCAUUCACGUGCACCAUCGACGACCCAACUAAGCAGACCAAGUUUAAAGGGAUGAAGAGUUACAUCUCCUACAAACUGACGCCCACCCACACGCACAACCAAGUGAACCGGCGAUACAAGCACUUCGACUGGCUGUACGCGCGACUAGUCGAGAAGUUCCCAGUGAUCUCCGUGCCGCACAUCCCCGAGAAGCAAGCCACCGGGCGCUUCGAGGAGGAUUUCAUAUCUAAGCGGAGGAGAGGGCUCAUCUGGUGGAUGAACCACAUGACUAGCCACCCGGUGCUUGCUCGCUGCGACGUUUUCCAGCAUUUUCUGACGUGCAGCAGCACAGACGAGAAGAGCUGGAAGCAAGGCAAAAGGAAAGCGGAGAAAGAUGAAAUGGUGGGAGCUAACUUCUUCCUGACGAUCAGCACGCCGGCUAAUCCGCUUGAUUUGCAGGACGUGGAGGCAAAGAUCGACGGCUUCAAGACCUUCACUAAGAAGAUGGACGACGGCGUCUUGCAGCUCACCAACACUGCCAGCGAGUUUGCCAGGAAACAAAUCACCGGCUUUAAGAAGGAGUACCAGAAAGUGGGUCAGUCCUUCCGAUACCUCAGCCAAGCGUUCGAGCUCGAUCAACAGAUGUACUCUGGGGCGCUCAAUCACGCCAUCGCUUACACCGGCGAGACUUACGAUGCAAUCGGGGAGUACUUUGCAGAGCAACCCAAACAGGAUUUGGACCCAGUGAUGGAUUUACUGGCACUGUACCAAGGGCAUCUCGCCAAUUACCCGGACAUCAUUCACGUCCAAAAAGGAGCCCUAACCAAAGUGAAAGAAAGUAAGAAACAUGUAGAAGAGGGGAAAAUGGAGUUGCAGCAUGCAGAGGGAAUUAAUGAACGAUGCAAUAUCAUCUCGUUUGCCACCUUAGCGGAGAUCCAACACUUCCACCAGAUUCGUGUUCGGGACUUCAAGACACAGAUGCAACAUUUUCUCCAGCAACAGAUUGCUUUCUUCCAAAAGGUGACGCACAAGCUGGAAGAUGCGCUCCAGAAGUAUGACAAUGUCUAGGCACUGAGGCUAGAGCUCACCUCCACCCAAUUUUGUGGCCUUUCCCAAGAAGCAACAAUCCAGAAUCACUCCAUUCUGCAGAAGACAGAAAUAAGAAAUGCACCAUAUAGAAGAUUUUUGACCAGCUCUUUCCAGUGUAGGUAAAGGCUUGAGAACAUUGGUUAUGUUCCUUAAAGGUUCUUCAUUUUUUUUUAAGUGGUUUUAGGGUCCAGUGUCUAUAUCCUUAUCAGUUACUGAGAAAGGUGAGGGCAGGCUGCCUCCAUUUGUAAGUCCUAUGGAUCAUUGUUACAGCAGCAAAUGAAGUAAUAAACUGUAAUGUAUUUAUUAGACAAAUCUGAAAAUGAAACACUGCAACAAUUUGCACAGGCUGAUCCAGGCUUAAUUCUGUGACGAUGGCUACUGUAGCCAAACAGUGUAUGUUACCUUAUUCCAAAAAGACUGGAGUGCAUUUAGAAACCUUCUGUCUGUCGUUCUUCGGUUGCUGUAGAGCCUAAAUGAUUGGCCAUCAUAUGGAGUGGAGUACACGGUGUUCUACUCUGAAGGCAAAGAAAGAGCAAAUGACAUCUUCCUAUGCUGUAGCUUUAUGUCUGGACGCUUUAUCUUUGAGUCCAGUUGAAUCUCAGUCUGAACUGUGAGCUGCUCGUGUCAGAAAGCAGAUGGAUCACCUGUAGGUAAGCCAGGAACCAGGGCACACCUUAGUGCUGCAUUACAAAAGAAUUCUAUAUAUAAUGGAGCAAGUUUAUAUUUGAUAUGUUUACACUUAACGGAAAAUAUAGCAUAUGCCUUAUUCUGUUGUUAAAAAAAAAAAGAGAGUAAGAACAUUGAAUUAUUUUAAUGAUUAGUCCUUAAUAAGCAUACAGGAUGUUCAAGUUCCCUUUGACUGGUCCACCUCAGUUGCCUUGGAAUAAGAGCUUUUUAUAAAAGUAGGGAUGAGCGGGAGAACACACAACUAUCCCUGUUUACAGUUUGCAUCCUAAAAGAGCAGCUAUUCCUAGUGCCUUUACAAUUCUGUCUCUUUGUAGUCCCUCCAAAUUAUCAGGCUAACUGUUCAAAAAGUGAGCAACACAAAAGCACCAGGCUGCACGAGAGACAAAAAGGGAGGUGGAUGGGAGAUGUAACGCCUUGCAAAGCAUUCUUUAGGCAAGAAGACACACAGACUGUAUUUCUGAGAAUAUUUACCUUUCAUUCUACAAAUCAAGUCAAAAUACUUGUAUACUUUCUCUAAUCUCUCUCUUUUUCAUUUUUUUUUCCUGGUUUUUGGAUAUAUACAGUUAACAGUUGCAUAGGAGGGACAUGAGGAGGAUGCUGUUGUCCUAGAUUCCCAGUAUACCAAAAGCUGAGGUCUUUCUCCUAUCUAAGCACCAGGAAAACGCCUGGUCUAAAAAUGCCCACUAAAGCACACACUUGAUUUUUGGUAGUUUAGCUUUUUUUUUUUUUUAGUAAAAAUUUCCUGGAAAUGAUAAAGCUUGGGAUGUUUGAAAUUCCCAUAGUACAAAAAUAACAUUCUGUAACCCAAAACUGCAAGGGUGCAAAGAUGAAUUUUUACGAUCACUGUGUUUCUGAAAUACUGUAUGCAGCCUUCAAAGCAGGAGAAUCUGUAUUUUAUUCAGUUAUAACAAUAAUUACUGUUUUGUAAAGCACUUCGUUAUUAAUUUGUGAUGCUUCCCAUCUGCUGCAUCCUGCAGCCCAGGACUAGGAAAGACUUGUUACAGAGUAUCAGGUCACAGCACAAAAUAAAUUCAUUCUCAGCACAA
Molecule: messenger RNA, 3851 nt
Organism: Polypterus senegalus (gray bichir)
Lineage: Eukaryota; Metazoa; Chordata; Cladistia; Polypteriformes; Polypteridae
Gene: snx18a
Product: sorting nexin 18a
Exons: 2
Coding region: 304-2097 (597 amino acids)
Biological process (GO): mitotic cell cycle; protein transport; cleavage furrow formation
Cellular component (GO): cytoplasmic vesicle; plasma membrane
Molecular function (GO): protein binding; phosphatidylinositol binding
Source: RefSeq, a predicted model, not a curated record